CAAAGCGGCACUUCGCUUUCAAUUUCAAUUUCGCAUGCAAUGAAGUGUUAAAUUCAAUUUAAAAUCGUUAACUCGCUUAUCGCCAAAUGCGCCAGCAGCCAGUCAUGUGCGCAAAGCGCAUGUGCGGUGGCAGUCCAUGGCAGCAAUGCUGCGUUGCAUGUUAUUCAGUAGCGAAAACCACUUGUGGCGCUCAACGUUUACUUGUGGCAGCAUAGUGUUCGCGUGCAGACGCGUCAUCAUGGAGCAAUUGGAGAAGGAAUUUGCUGACUUCUUCGGCGAAUGUAAGCAGCAAGGAUUUACCUCCAAAGAAAUGCGUGCCAUAUGUCAGCCGCUGUUGCAUCGUCGCAACAACAGAUGUUACGUGUUACUGGGCGUCUUGUUGGCUAUGAUGGCCGCCUUUUAUUUACUCUAUAACUGGUCCGAAGAAUUUAGUUGGUUUGUUAGCGCCAUUGGACGUUUGGUGUUGCUACAGCUGUUGCCCUACUGGAAUUGGACGCCUCUAUAUAGUAGCCGGUGUCUAAUUGAGCGUGCGGUAGAUAAAAACGGUGCGCAGAGUGCAACUUCAACAACGAAAGCCUUGGGCCGUUAUGAGACCGAAGCUGAAAAUUGCGUACUUUGCGAGACGCUUGAACGCAUUCCCGCAACAUCGAAUACAACUUUCUCAUUCCUCGAAUCAGUUUACUUGGAACGCGGCUUGCCAGUUAUUGUCACCGACUCGCAUCGGCCACGCUCGCUCAACAUGUUUCUCGACGAAAUGUACAGCGCACCUUUGGAUUUUCUCGAAAGCAAUCCUUGUGAUGUGUCAACCAACUUAAUGCUCAUAAAGCUUUUCAAUUUAGAAUUGGCUUUGCAAAAGAUCAAGAGCACCACAACCAGUGCCAAAUGGUUCCUGCAUUUGCGAAACUGUGAGAGGCGCGCAGUCAAAGCGUCUCGACGCUUCGUCACACGUCCCUAUUACUAUCCACUCCAUCUAGAACCGUUCUACUCCAGUUGGGUGCUGAUGUCACAGAAUUAUGCGAGCGAACAGUUACGCGAAAUUUACUUACAAGGCUUAGUAUUCGUAAAACAACUUUAUGGUUAUUUCGAUAUACGCCUGCGACCGAAGCAGCCGUGUCAAGGCCCUUGCCCGGUGGUGAAUAUACGCUUGAGUGCUGGUGAAUGUUUGAUCUUCUCCACAGAUUUGUGGAUAUUUAACUAUGGCACCGAGGAGUUGGAGAGUAAAACGGCUUCAAUAGCAACACUGUUGGAAAUCGAUUGGCAGUUGUAAGAAAAAGUAUUUCAGUACAUUUUUAGAAUCUAAUGGCCUUAUUCAUAAAAAAUGAAGUAGGUUUAAAGAGCUUUAUA
Messenger RNA from Rhagoletis zephyria (snowberry fruit fly), 1344 nucleotides. RefSeq lists its product as uncharacterized. The record is from RefSeq and is a predicted model, not a curated record. NCBI's taxonomy places the organism in Eukaryota, Metazoa, Arthropoda, Insecta, Diptera, Tephritidae.